Tupaia belangeri chinensis (Chinese tree shrew) is the source of this 463-nucleotide messenger RNA. It is a transcript of the gene CLC, whose product is annotated as Charcot-Leyden crystal galectin. The record is from RefSeq and is a predicted model, not a curated record. Lineage: Eukaryota; Metazoa; Chordata; Mammalia; Scandentia; Tupaiidae. Gene Ontology annotation, molecular function: carbohydrate binding.
AUGCUAGGGAUACAGGUCCCGUACACAUGGCAUGUGUCCUUGUCUAUUGGUUCUUCAGUGACAAUCAGAGCCAAACCUAUGAUGUCUUUCAGUUUGGACCCACAAAUGCAGGUGGGCUUCCACACUGAAGCUAACGAGAAGUCAGACAUCGCCUUCCAUUUCCGAGUGUACUUUGGCAUUUUCGUGGUAAUAAACAGUCUUGAGGGUGGGAGCUGGAAGCAUGAGAUGAAAUCCUCCCACAUGCCCUUUGUGGAUGACCAGUCAUUUGACCUGCGCAUGUUGGUGCUACACAAUGAGUACCAGGUGGUAGCAAAUGGCCAACACUGCUACGGCUUUGCCCAUCGACUUCAGCCAGGGUGUGUGAAAAUGAUGCAGAUCUGGAGAGACGUCUUGCUGAUCUCAGUGGAUGUUUCUUAGAGAGGGAGGUGACCAGUCUUCCCCUCCGUCAAGGUCCCCCUAUCAA